CAUAAUCAAUUCGAAGAGGAGUGGUGGAGAAUUGGUGUUUCAAUCUAGUUGGGCCGCAGAGUUGAUCAUACAGAUUUCUGGUCUUCUUGGACUUUUCACUUGCUUGUAGUCGACGCAACCUCACCACCAAGCCUCCGUGGCUGUCAUCGCCUUAACUCACCUCCACCGACGAUCGUUUUCACUGUAUCAAGUCUGUUUGGUCUUUGCAACUCUCUUUGUGGGGUCGUUACUGGGUUAAAGUUUGUUGGGUUUUUUAUUUAGUAUUUUGCAAGAAAGGUGUGGUUUGUUGGUUGUGCUGCAUUUUGUCUGAAGUGCGUUAUGCCCAAGGAGACCCAUUUUUUGGUGGUGUGCGCGGCCAUGUGGGCGUGUCUGUUCUUUGAUUGAGAUCUGAACCUACGUGGUGGUGAUUUUGGUAUUUGAAUGGUGGGUUGUGUUCAGAUUGAAGGAUAAGCAGCUGGAUGAUUUGCAGAAAUGUUCUUGGGUUUAUACUAAAGCCGGUGUUUAUAUUAAAGUCAGCGUGUAUUUCUGGCAUUAAUUUUUGAGAGGGUAUCUGUGAUUUUCUUGGGAAUGCAUAGAUGGAGGGAAAACAAAAUAUCUCUCAGUACAGAGAGAGGAUGGACAAGACUCUAGCUUCUCAUGAUCUGGUAAAUGAGGAGGCACUUAAAGCCAUUGUCAAGAAUCAGCUUCUGCGUUCAUCAGAGCAUGACUUUAAAGGAGAUUUUGAUAAUGUGUUAGAAAAAAGAACAAAGCAAGUAUCAAAUUUUCUUGAAAUGUUGAGGAGCACUUCCAAAAUUGAUAAAGAGGGGUCAAAAACCAGCGAGCCACCAAAUGCUGGAUGGAAAUUAAAACAAGAUAACAAAGAGUACCGUGUUAUGUAUAGAGAAGGACCCCAAGGCACUCCUUUUCAUUCAUUACUUGUUGAAGGCUAUAUAGAUGGGGCUGUAGAUGUUUGUUUAUGUGUGUCAUGGGAGGCAUCCCUUUACAAGAAAUGGUGGCCCCAGUUUACCAUUCCAACUUUCAAAGUUGUCACUUCUAAAUGUUUGCAAAAGAUACGAGUUGGUGAACAGAUAUCUUUAGUCAGGAUGAAGCUUUCAUGGCCACUAUCAGCUAGAGAGGCUGUUGUACACUACUUUGAGGUUGAGUACUUUCAAGAUGGUCUGAUCAUUGUGCUUCUGAACUCGAUCUCCGACUCAGAGAAUUUUGAUGAAAGCACUUAUGGAUUGACAGAUGACGGGACACCGGAACUAAAGGAUACGGUAAGGAUUGAUGUGGUUGGAGGUUUUGCUGUACAACAGGUGACCCCAGAUAGAAGCUACUUUAGGACAAUAGCAAAUAUGGAUAUAAAGCUGGACUUUGUUCCUCCAUCACUAAUUAACUUUAUUUCAAGGCAGCUCGUGGGCAGUGGUUUCAGGCUCUAUCAAAAGAUAGUUUCUUCUGCAUCUGAAGGCAAUGAAGAUUUCCAUGAGGCUUUGGGGGAACCACUAUAUACUCGAAUACGUGAAGCUCUGUGUUCAAAUGCAAAACCAACAGAAGCCCUGGGACUGGAAGAACUCAAGAUUGAUGAUGCAUGCACUCAUGCAGAGGAGUAUCUGGUUGAAACUGUUCAAGCAGAUGUGAAGGAUAUCAAUCAGAGGAUUCUCAGAGAUGAUCCUGCAGCUGAGUCUCCAUCAGAGUCUUCCCCAGUUGCAGAAGAGAAAACUUUUUGUGAGAUUCAGGAAGAAGAGACUGAAGAAGGGGGGCACUUGAAGGGGGAUAACAAGGGAGUAGAUCCACCUCCAAUUAGUCCAGGUGUAAUGAAGGAUUGCAAUGGAAUAGAUCUUGCUCCAAAAGAUCAAAUGGCAGAGAAAUGUCCUGUAAAUGAUAAGGGUGUUUGUGUCAGUCCUAAGGUGGAAGAAGCUCUAGGAACAUUGGAGGAGAUCAUUUCUGUGAUUCGGGGAUUUGGGCAUGAUACCCAAUCCAAAUUCUUGUCUAUCUUUGCUAAUGAAGGUUCAAAUUUGGAGAAGGAUGCCUUAAAGAGGACAAUAUCGUCAGCUGAUGGUAGAGUUCAUUCAAAUGGUGAGGUCUGUGUUAAGCCAUCUGAAAACGGAACUGUGGAGAGGACCUCGGUUGAACCUAGGAACAGUCCUGGCACUCAGAACUCCAGGUAUACAGGAUCCAAUUCUCAGUCAAGGGAAGUAAAUCAUAACAGGAUCGCACCAGCAUCACCAGAACAAAAUCUCUUGAGUCCUUGUGAGACUCAACAGGUUGCUUUGCAUCUUUCCAGAAAUGAGGUAAUGGAAAGACCCAUGUUGAAAACUAGUGAUAAUUCUGAGGCAAAUGUUAGUGUAGAUGAAGGGCAGAAGUUGAACCGGCAGAAAAAGCGUGGGUUCUGUUGCUUCAACUUCAUUUCUGGUUGAUGACUUCAGAGAGAAGGUUGGGGUGGUAGAAAAACAUAUGCUCUGUUGCCUACACAGGGCUUCAUCCCCAUCGGAUUUUGUGAAAUUAAAGGGUCUUGCUGUCUACUUGUAGUAUUAAACCUUGAUUCAUUUCUUUUCAUACAUACAUAUAUACAUAUUUUCAAUAAAGAUGUACCGAUAAGUAAAAAAAUACAUACAUUUUGAUUGUUUACGUACCAAGUGAAAGCCAUGUUAGAAUGGAUUCUAUGGAAAUGGUUGUUUGUUGUUAUA
Molecule: messenger RNA, 2666 nt
Organism: Vitis riparia (riverbank grape)
Lineage: Eukaryota; Viridiplantae; Streptophyta; Magnoliopsida; Vitales; Vitaceae
Exons: 11
Coding region: 576-2396 (606 amino acids)
Source: RefSeq, a predicted model, not a curated record